UUACUUUACGGCAAAGAUGGGCCUUCUACAAGUACAGUGUUUUUUUUUUCUCUGUGUUCAUGUUUGGAACAUUUGGUGAUUUAUCUUUAAUUGAAAACAAAGCUUCUGAUUAAAGUGGUCAGUUACCUAGUACCGUAUCGGGUAAAGCGUCUAACGUCUUACGUGACAUUCUGAAUCAGGAAAGCCUGGUCCGCUUCUCUAUGGUACAAAAGAUACAAAGUCUAGUGAUGGAUGCUAUAGACAACAAAAAAGAUGGACAAGUUAUAAGGGAAAAGCUUAGUGAAGUGACAAAGGAAUUACAGGAUUUGGAGACUAAAAACCAAAUUAUGGAGGAAGAAAAUAUCAAACUUAAAGAGGAAUUAAAGGUGAUGUACGGGACACUGAAUAACAAUAGAAACUUUACAAAGGAAGAAAUUAAAUAUCUUGACCAGAUGAUUGAAAACAAAACUUUAGCUCUUCAAAAUCAGAAUCAUAAAUUAGCCUUGAAAAAUGCAGAUUUUGAAAAACAGCUUGAUAUGUUAAAUAAGACAACAAAGAAGAUGGAAAGUGACUUGAGAAAAGAUAUACAGACAUUAAAGAUGAAGGACCAGAGAACAAUGGAGAAAAUAAAAGCACUAAAUGAAUCGCAAAUAGUUUCCGAUCCCCAAAUUAAGGUUUUCAAAUAUCAAAUGAAUGAAAUGAAUGUAACAUUACAGAAAUGCAGUGUAAACAGUCUUUUUGAACGUGUUAAAAAGACAGAGUACGAGUUAGAAAACUUCCCCGUCUCUGUAAAUGAUACUCUACACACUGUUUGUAGGGAUCUCAAUGAAUCCGACUGGAUCUUGUCAAAAGUGCUUUCGAAGGACUGUUGGGACAUUUUACAGAAAUACCCAAGUUUAAUGGGAAGGAACGGAGUAUAUAGAAUAUCCAUAGCCUCUGAGGUCAAGGCUGUUUACUGCGACAUGAGUACUGAUGGCGGAGGCUGGACGGCAAUACAAAGACGGAAGGACAAUUCUACAGAUUUUUACCGAACUUGGCGAGAUUACAAACAAGGAUUUGGUGAUCCAUCUAAGAACUACUGGAUUGGAAAUGACGCCAUCUAUGAGUUGACAAAGAACAAGGACCAGGAACUCCGGGUUGAGCUACAAAGUUUUGAUGGCGCUGAAGCAUACGCUCAUUAUUCCACAUUUUAUGUCGGAGAUAAGUACAAUAAAUACGUACUCACUGUAUCGGGGUAUUCAGGAACCGCAGGGGAUAGUUUGGCUUAUCACAGUGGAUAUAAAUUCAGCACCACGGAUCAGGACAAUGACGGGAGUAGUCGUCACUGUGCUGCAUCAUAUCACGGAGCCUGGUGGUACAAAUCCUGUCACGACUCAAACCUUAACGGACAGUACACACAGUCUGCUCUGACUGGUGGCAAAUACCCGGUAUGGCAAGGCUGGAAAGGACGUGAAGCGCUACAAACGACUUUGCUGAUGAUCAGACACCAAAACUAAAGAGUUUUAAAAUACAUAUUCAGUCCUGACAAGAAUGAUGAUUAAUAAAUUAAAUACUGUUCUCUUAUCAAAUAAAUAGUAUAAACAAC
Molecule: messenger RNA, 1564 nt
Organism: Saccostrea echinata
Lineage: Eukaryota; Metazoa; Mollusca; Bivalvia; Ostreida; Ostreidae
Product: fibrinogen-like protein 1
Exons: 5
Coding region: 201-1475 (424 amino acids)
Source: RefSeq, a predicted model, not a curated record